AUGAGAAGUAUUAAGUCGGUUGUUAUUGGAGACGGGGGAGUGGGAAAAACAUGUCUCUUAAUCUCGUACACAACUAAUACGUUUCCAAACGACUAUAUUCCUACGGUGUUUGAUAAUUACUCCGCAACAGCGAUGUUUAACGGAGAGCCGAUUAAAUUGGGAUUAUGGGAUACUGCUGGACAGGCCGAAUACGACAGAUUAAGACCGUUGAGCUAUCCGCAAACAGAGAUAUUUUUGUGCUGUUUUUCCAUAGUGAGUCCUGAGUCGCUUGAGAAUGUUAAAGCAAAAUGGAUACCCGAAAUACUUCAUCAUUCUCCAAAGGACAUAUUAGUGUUAUUGGUAGGUACGAAAGCGGACUUGCGUGAUGACUUGCUGGUGUUGGAUAAAUUGGACGAUGGGAACCAAAAGCCUACUACGGCUGCUCAAGGGGAAAGAUUAGCUAAGGAAUUAGGAUUAGUUGGCUAUAAGGAGUGUUCUGCUGCCACACAGAUGGGAGUGAAGGAGGUGUUUGAUUUUGCCAUCAAAUCUGUCGUAUCACCCCCAGAAGGGAACCAGGGUCGCAAUGGAGGCACAAAUAAUGCAGCAACAAAUAUGCGUAAUUCACAGGCCCGAAAAGUUAAAAAGGCUAAAAAGUGUACAAUUUUAUGA
Molecule: messenger RNA, 648 nt
Organism: Debaryomyces hansenii CBS767
Lineage: Eukaryota; Fungi; Ascomycota; Pichiomycetes; Serinales; Debaryomycetaceae
Gene: RAC1
Product: Rho family GTPase
Exons: 1
Coding region: 1-648 (215 amino acids)
Biological process (GO): regulation of cell shape; actin filament organization; cortical cytoskeleton organization
Cellular component (GO): cell cortex; plasma membrane; cytoplasmic vesicle
Molecular function (GO): GTPase activity; GTP binding; protein kinase binding
Source: RefSeq, a predicted model, not a curated record